Microthlaspi erraticum is the source of this 2727-nucleotide messenger RNA. The record is from the annotation of a GenBank genome assembly. NCBI's taxonomy places the organism in Eukaryota, Viridiplantae, Streptophyta, Magnoliopsida, Brassicales, Brassicaceae.
AUGUCGGAAUCCUCUGAACCGCGUCAACUCGGGAGGUCUGCAGCCAGCGGAGAACUAAUAGAUCUCGAUCUCAUUGAGUCAGACGGAGGCGAGCAUUUCUACUACCGGAAAGCCGUGGAGUUAUGCCGUCACCUACUUUCCAUUGGCCAUUCAGAAUUAGUCGCAGAUCUUUCUUCACCGCGUACACACUUUCAAGCUUCUCCUGAGCUCGUAAAUAUCAUUUGCUCGAUCCCUAAUUCCCCUGUAUCCCUUACCGGAGACUGCUUAUCCGUGACUCUCUCCUGCGUCCUUCUCUCCGAUCCGGCCACUUUCGCUUGUAGUCUGGGUAUGCCGGAAAAUGAUUUGGUUGACCAGAUUACGCGUUUUAUGGAUUUGAUGUUUUCCAUUCCAAAGCCAAAUGGUCUCGUGCAUAUGAGAGAAUUCAACGAACAAGAGGAGCUACAGAUAAUGCCAUUGCCUAAAAGAAGCCGAAAAGAUGUGUAUUGCUAUCCUGUAAUAGAUAGCAGAGCUAGUGACAUCACAACUCUUGCCAAUGGGUCCAUGCUUGAGGCUCUUAUGGCUUUUGAAUCAAAAGCUUCGCUUUUAGUUUUAGGUGCAGAGGAUCGAGAAAUUGAAGCAUUUGACCACAAUCAAAUUCCUUGUUCUGGUCCACAGACUCGAAUUUUUGGUUGCGAGAUUUUCCCCAAUGCCUCUGUGGAUGUUGAUCAUAGGCAUUGCUUAGGAGAAAACAAGCAAGAGCCGCCUUCUUCUCUAGGGGUUGGAUAUUGUGAGCAACUUGAGAUUGGGGAUAUUGAAAUUGUUGACAACCUAGUACUAAUCGAAGACGAUGAGGAGAAAAAAGAGAAGGAUUUGUUUCCUGAGGUUGGGAUACAAACUCCUAAUGUGCAGUCUGAUCCUGUUGCCAUGCCAUCAGAAAAUGAGUUAAGAUCAGUGUACAUUGUGGAGGACACUGAAGAUCUGCUUCUAUCGAGUUGUAACCCAUUAAAGCAAGAAGACCACGCUGUAGACAUCUUCAGCACCCCUCACAGAGAGCUGCCAUUGAAGCCUUCUGCUACAGUAGAUAAUCAAGAUAGAUCUUUGGUACAGAAAACUCAGGAUCUGUGCAAAUCCUCAGGAAACAACAGCUGUUCCCCUGAGAAAAAACACACCAAGAAAAGUAAAGCUACCCAGAGGUCAAAGCAGAAUUUGAACUCCGUUCGACCUAAAGACCAGAAGGAUCAGUCAAAACAGAAGGCAUUUCCAGAUUUUGAUUCUUACACUAUUGUAGAGGAAGAAGGCUCAGGUGGCUACGGGAUUGUUUAUAAGGCAAAGAGGAAAACUGAUGGAAAAGAGUUUGCCAUUAAAUGUCCCCAUGCUGGUGCCCAGAAAUACUAUGUUAAUAAUGAACUCCGAAUGCUGGAGCGUUUUGGGGGGAAAAACUUUAUAAUAAAGUAUGAAGGCUGUCUCAAGAAUGGAGAUUCCGAUUGCAUCAUCCUUGAGCACCUUGAACAUGACAGACCUGAUUUUCUUAAGAAAGAAGUGGACGUGCAUCAGCUACAGUCGUACGGCUACUGCAUGUUCAAAGCUCUGUCAAGUCUUAGUAAGCAGGGUGUUGUUCAUAGGGAUGUUAAGCCAGGCAACUUCCUCUUCUCUAUGAAGACCAACAAAGGCUAUCUUAUUGAUUUUAACCUCGCCAUGGAUUUGCACCAGAAGCACAGGAGAGCAGAUAAAUUAAAAGCAGCUACAGAUCUCCCAACCGCCAGCAAGAAGCAUAAUACAUUGGUUAAAUCUCCAGACUCGACAAACCGAGUGACCAACAAAUCUUCUCAGAAAACUUUAGCGCCGAAUAGUCUGAAGAAAGCAGCGGGAAAGAUAAGAGCUCGGAAUGACAUGAGCAGAUUGGAGAGAUUCAAUAGCCAAGGGGCAGAAGGGUCUGGCUUAACUUCGACCAAAGAUGUGACCAGCACAAGGAACAACCCUUCAGUUGAAAAGAGGAGAGAGCCUUUACCAUGCCAUGGAAGGAAAGAGCUUUUAAACUUUAUGAAGGAGACAAUGUCUGGUCCAAUUCCAAACAAUGAAGCAUCUUCCAAAGCUCCUAUGUCUAUGAGAAAACGUGUUGCUGCUCUUCCAGGGAAAGCUGAGGAGCUUCGUUAUCUGACCCCAAUGCCUCUGCGCUCUAAUGGUCGACCUGAAGCGGGGGAUGUAAUUAAGAAGAAAGACGGUCCUUGCUCAGGAACCAAAGGCUUCCGAGCUCCAGAGGUUUGCUUCAGAUCUUUGCACCAAGGACCUAAGAUAGACGUAUGGUCUGCGGGAGUUACUUUGUUAUACCUAAUUAUGGGAAGAACACCUUUCACUGGUGACCCUGAACAGAAUAUUAAGGACAUUGCGCAGCUACGAGGCAGUGAAGAAUUAUGGGAACUCUCCAAGCUGCACAACCGUGAAUCAUCCUUCCCUGAGGAAUUGUAUGAGGCAAGGUAUUUGAAGGGGAUGGAGUUUAGAAAAUGGUGCGAGCUCAACACAAAACGCAGAGACUUCCUAGACGCGAUUCCGGGGUCGCUUCUUGACCUUGUAGAUAAAUGUUUGACCGUUAACCCAAGGCUACGAAUCAGCGCAGAGGAUGCUCUGAAGCACGACUUCUUCCGUUCAAUUCAUGAAACCCUUAGAAUUAAAAGGCUCUCCAAGCAGCAGCAAACGCAACCGCUGUCUUCAGUGGUAGCUGAUUCAGUAGGCCAAACAGAAGCACCAUGA